ACUUGGCUUCAGUUACAUUCACUUGCCACGGCGUUUAGUUAUUAUCAUUGAUCAUUCUCUUUUUCAGAUUUCGCAGGUGUAUUCUUCAAUUAUAGCUAUUUUCAGAUUUGUAGUUCUCUUUGAUAAUACAAAGAGAUAACAUUUUGUCUCUGAAUUUCUUUGGUUUUGUUCAUUAAGUUUUUGAAUUAUAUGAAUCAAUUGUGAAACUUUCCCUUUCCUACAGGAUAAUUCAGACUUGACAACUCAUAUCUCAAGCUUCAUCUCUCUACUGCUCGGUAAUGGCUUCUGCUGCUGCUUCUUCUUCUUCUUCUCAAACGCGCUAUGAUGUGUUCCUCAGCUUCAGAGGAGAAGACACCCGCAAUAACUUCACUGCCCAUCUCUAUCACGCCUUGUGCCAGAAAGGAAUCAACACUUUCAUCGAUGAUGACAAGCUCGAGAGAGGCCAAGUCAUAUCUCCUGCCCUGGUUGCAGCUAUCGAAAACUCCAUGUUUUCAAUAGUUGUUUUGUCGAAAAAUUAUGCAUUCUCUAGAUGGUGUUUACAGGAAUUGGUGAAGAUAGUAGAGUGCAUGAAAAGCAGGAGACAGAGGGUUGUCCCAAUUUUCUACAAUGUGGAUCCCUCGGAUGUGAGAAGACAGAGGGGCAUAUUUGGAGAAGCAUUGGCUAAACAUGAAGAGAACUCGGAGAACAUGGAGAGGGUGCAGAGUUGGAAGGAUGCUCUCACUCAAGUUGCAAAUUUAUCCGGUUGGGAUUCAAGAAAUAAGAAUGAGCCUCUACUAAUCAAGGAAAUCGUUACAGAUAUUUUGAAUAAAUUGUUAAGUACAUCUAUUAGUGAUACUGAAAAUCUGGUUGGAAUAGAUGCUCGCAUGCAAGAAAUAGAAAUGCGAUUAUGUUUGGGUCUGAUGAUUUUCUGAUGGUAGGAAUUUGGGGCAUGGGCGGAAUAGGGAAAACAACCCUUGCUAGAGCUAUUUAUAGAAAAAUCUCUUGUCAAUUUGAAGCAUGUGUUUUUUUGAAAAUGUUGGGGAGGAUUUGGCAAAGGAGGGUUUAA
Molecule: messenger RNA, 1045 nt
Organism: Vitis riparia (riverbank grape)
Lineage: Eukaryota; Viridiplantae; Streptophyta; Magnoliopsida; Vitales; Vitaceae
Product: TMV resistance protein N-like
Exons: 2
Coding region: 279-911 (210 amino acids)
Biological process (GO): signal transduction
Source: RefSeq, a predicted model, not a curated record